Aspergillus nomiae NRRL 13137 is the source of this 2046-nucleotide messenger RNA. RefSeq lists its product as uncharacterized. The transcript has 6 exons. The coding region runs from base 1 to 2046 and encodes 681 amino acids. The record is from RefSeq and is a predicted model, not a curated record. NCBI's taxonomy places the organism in Eukaryota, Fungi, Ascomycota, Eurotiomycetes, Eurotiales, Aspergillaceae.
AUGAGCCAGAUAGGUGUUGGUGAUAUCGUCACUGCGGUCAAAUUUGUCUGGACGGUCUAUGAAAGCGUGAGAGAUGGACCUACAGGUGCAACAGGCGACUUUAACUCUUUUCGCCAAGAGUUCCGUGCUAUCAAAGUAUUACUGGAAAGAAUACAGCGGGUAAAUGAAUCUACCUCAGGAGACGUCCGUCAUCUGGGAGCGAUUUACCACCAAACAAUCCAGGAAUGCGCCCAGUUCGUUAAUAAGCACAAGGUACUUGCCCAAGAUAAACCAUUAACAGAUAACAGCCGUCGUGGGAGUCUAGGCAAGAAGGUCUCCGUCUGGUUUGAGAAGGUCACCUGGCCACUCGAGCGAAGUGAGGCCGAACGGCUUCGACAGAAACUUGAGCGUUGUCUGAGCGUGGCAACGCUGAGGUCUACCGAGGAAACACGCGAUGCAACUUUGGGGUUUAUGCGGAUAGCGGAGAAUAACCAGUUAGAAAACCUGGAGAUGUUGAAAUCGAUCAAGACAAUGACCGCACAGAUCUCACUACUCCUGCGGAAAUGCAUUAUUGACAGCCCAAUACACACCGAAGACCAUGAUGCACACCACUCAAGCCAGCGUGGGCAUCGAUCGAGGCUCGCCGGCCUUAAGCCGGAACACAUACUUAGUGGAAUCCCAGAGGAUGAUGAAGUGCCUUCACUUGACAGUCAAAGGUACCAAAGGGUCCUCGAUCGCAUUCGUGAGAUCUCUGAGAGACUGGGAAACCUUACUCGGCGACUUGAUACACAUGGUCUACCUGUGGGCCCGCCUCAGCAUACCAGUCGCAAGUAUAUGUUGAAUUCUGAUACAGACAUUGCUGAGACACCAACUGUUGAUGCAAUGGUUCUCUUCCUUCAUCAGGUUAGCGAUGAUGUGCGCGAUGCUUUAGAGAUGGUUGGCUAUGGGCACAACCUCGUUCCGAACUAUGACCGGUCUGAGAAAGAUCAAGCUGUGGUUAAGCCUGCUCGGUCGAUCAAUGACACUGCAGAGGAAUGGGAGCAGUUCCGGCAUUGGCUCGACUUCCAGCUUGUACACGCCUUCAAUAUGAAUUCUAUUGAUAUCAAGCCUCUCCAUCCAUCACAACCACUGCUGUCAGAGCUCUCUCCAUCACCCGAUUGCCUCUCACCAUCGAUUCCCAUUACCCGUACACGCUCAGUGGAGUCCGAUCUUUCAAUUGGUUCUCCAAAGUCAACCAUCUCUAUACCGAUCUCCGAUAGGAAGAUUCCACUUACAACCCACCCAGUCCAAGUGGAAUUUCCGGGCCCGAAUAUUCCCAAUCGCGCGCUUUUUCGCACAUUGGUAUGUACAGUUGUGGCUUGUUUGAAUACCCAGACAAACGAGCCAGAGGCGAUUGAAGCAGUCGAUAUCAACGGAGGAGUCAAAGUUACCCAGACCAUAAUCCGCGGGUCCACCACCGUGAAAAGCUCUAUGCUUCCUUACGUACCGAGCAGUCGAGUAACUGGGUCGUUUUCUGAUUCCUGCCCCAUCUGGUUCCAGGGUACGCAUAAAGCGAAGAUCGAAGAGCAACAGUCCAUUGUCAGAUAUAGUAUCUCGCCGAUCUAUAAAUGCCGCGACCGUAGUGAUUUCGAGAGCUUUCAGAGGGUCCUUCUUCGAAGAAAGGUCGUCGCCUGCUUUGACGUGAGGAAAAUCUCCGUUGGAUCGGAUUACUAUUCCAACUCAGGAGAGACAGUCCGCGUGCUCGAAGACCCAAUUACCAAAGCACUUUCAUUGUUAUUCUUUGCUUCCUUCCCGGGGACAUCCCGCCGAGCAAGGUUUGUCGAUAUGCUAGUAAAUGACCUGGGCACUCCCAAUCAGAAAUCAAAACAGGUCAAACUUCUGUUUCAGGCUGCUUCACGACGCGGUUCCAUGGAUAGCGUCGCUAGUGGCUUUUCACAGGACUCACGUCAGUCUACGUUAACAUCAUUAGGAUCCAGCACACGGGGUAAAUAUCUAGAGCUCGAGUUCUAUGAGGAAAGAGACUGUGCAGCGUUUAUCCGCAAGCUCAAACAUGUAGCCGGGGCUUGA